Messenger RNA from Drosophila serrata, 1297 nucleotides. RefSeq lists its product as uncharacterized. The record is from RefSeq and is a predicted model, not a curated record. Lineage: Eukaryota; Metazoa; Arthropoda; Insecta; Diptera; Drosophilidae.
AAAUUUGUCAGUCUUAGGAGUGUGUAGCAUUUUCACACAUCUCGUUCAACAUUUCGGUCGACACAUUCUCGAAAGUCAAAUAAAGGCAACUCGUUUGUAAAUCUAAAAAGUAAAAGUAAAAUUUUCCCCUGACUUGGGGCGUAUUAAAUAUUUUCGAUCCUUGUUUUCGCGCUCUUUUGGUAUAAGAAAUUCAAAAAAUUCAGAAAAUUAUCAAUCAAGACGAAUCACCAUUAUCAAAAACGUUGAACUUCUUCCUUCUGCGCUCUUUUGAUCCAAGAAAUACAAGCAAUUGUCAAUCAAGACGAAGACCCAUUACCAAAAACGUUGAACUUCUUCCUGCUAAGCUGUUUUGAUCCAAGAAAUCUACGAAAUCAAGUCGAAGAAUCAUCAAUAAUACCCAGAUCCAGAUCAAGAACAAAAGAAUUGCUCAAGUUUAGAUGUUAUUUAUAUUUCUGGAAGCUUGAAAGAAGAUUCCAAAAUCAACUCUCAACUGUACCAUUGGAAAAGACUGUCUUUGAGGAGCCACCUUCAGGAUGUCGGACCGUAAGGCUGUGACCUGUGUACUCAAUGUGGUCCUUUGUGGAGCCACUGGGUUUGGUUUCGUCAAGGCUGCACCUGCUGAGCAUCCUUGGGCCUUCACCGCUUGCCUCAUUGGAUUCUGUCAUGGUUUGACGGGUCUGCUCCAUGCCCUGGUUGAUCAUCAUGAUGAUGAAGACCAUCGCAAUCAUUUUAGAAAAGCCCAUAGGGUGACAUCUAGAAUCAUGGAGAUUAUACCCUUGCCGCUGGUCAAUGUGGAUCUAUAUCUGGCCGCGGAGAGUAACAAUAUAGCCUUGGCCCAUGGCAUGUUCCUGGUCCCGCUUGGAAUAAGUAUGAUUCUGGGACUGUUCAGGAGCGAAGUAGAGAACGAGGAUUUCGGCACUUUGGAUACCCUAAAGGUUCUCACCAUAUUGGGUAAUAUCACUUCGCUGGUCUUUCUGGCCAUCAACGACAGCAGCUGGAAAUUAGGUGGAAUGGCCUUCCUUGCCUUCAUGGCCAAGUUCGGGGCCGAGUACGUCGAGGAUAAAUGGGUCGAGCGCAGCGCUAUGCCCAUUACCUACAUCAGCUGGUCAGGAUUCUUUAUUCUUGCUGCCUUGGCCGUAUCGGGAGAGAAGUAAAAUAUAUAGAGAAUUCCUGCAUUUUCAAGGAUCAAAUUUGCUAGUUUUUGAAGUAACUCCAAGCUGAACCCGUACUUAAAACCAAUGAACCCUUGAACGAGCAAAAUGUUGAAUAAAUUUUGCAGCAACAAAAUAAUGUUAAA